This is a messenger RNA of Exophiala dermatitidis NIH/UT8656, 4237 nucleotides long. RefSeq names its product lon protease like, mitochondrial. Gene Ontology annotation, cellular component: mitochondrial matrix. Gene Ontology annotation, biological process: protein quality control for misfolded or incompletely synthesized proteins; mitochondrion organization; chaperone-mediated protein complex assembly. The transcript is spliced from 2 exons. The record is from RefSeq and is a predicted model, not a curated record. Bases 229 to 3513 code for a protein of 1094 amino acids. NCBI's taxonomy places the organism in Eukaryota, Fungi, Ascomycota, Eurotiomycetes, Chaetothyriales, Herpotrichiellaceae. Gene Ontology annotation, molecular function: ATP-dependent peptidase activity; ATP hydrolysis activity; single-stranded DNA binding.
CUGGGAUGGCGAGUGUCGGUGCAGCCUGCUGGUGCACAACUUGAAGACGGGCACUUUGUAUCUUACCGUGCCAGUCACUUCUCAUCUAUCCUCAUCCUCCUCCCCUCCUCACUCUAUCCCUCUCCGGAAUCCUACUAUCCGGAACCUCCUUUCCUCGAAGUUGAGCCCAGCCCAUCCGGGUUGCUUCCCAUCGCCCGCCACCACCCGAAACGCGGUUCCUGCCAGAGCAUGCUCCGUGGUCAAAGUCUACCAUGGAGGCUUGCGCUCCGAAGCAGUCAGCGAAACCUAUGCAGUGACUGUCGACGGCAUCUUUUCCAAAGGCAUGCUUUCUCCUCCGCGACCGCUAGGCAGCCUGCUUCCGCCUGUGCCAUCACUGCCCGACAUGGCUUACAAAUACGCCAAUUUUCUUCUCACCCAGUGCGGCGGAAAGACAAACCGCCCGAGGAUGAUCCGGUGACUUCGACCGAGGAAGCUGAAGAGAAGUUAAAAAAGACAAGAGACGAGAAGGAUGAAGCAAGCCGGUCUGAGGAUGCCGUCGAGUCGAAGAAGCCCCAGUCCGAACCUCAACCUAUACCUCAAUCUCCUAGCCAGGCAAAGCCUACAGCGGCAGGAGGAAAUGGUGGCGAAUCAUCACCGGCGUCUGGACAGCCAUCGAGUGGAGGAGACGGUACCCGACGAGGACGACGGAGCACCCAAAUAUCAAAGCCAACUGUACCGGAGACCUACCCUCAAGUCAUGGCCAUUCCAAUUGCGAAACGUCCCCUGUUCCCAGGCUUCUACAAGGCCAUCACGAUCAGAGAUCCUAAUGUGGUGGCCGCCAUUACGGAGAUGAUGAAGAGAGGACAGCCAUACGUGGGCGCAUUCCUGUUCAAGGACGAGAGUGCUGAUAAGGAUAUCAUCGAGAAACCGGACGAUGUCCACGAAGUCGGUGUUUUUGCCCAGAUCACUAGCGCAUUCCCCGUGCAUGGUGACGAGCAUAGCUUGACCGCGGUGCUGUAUCCUCAUCGCCGGAUAAAGAUGACGGCUUUGAUUCCUCCCUCCACCGGCUCUGAGAAAGGCGCAUCCGUCGUCGAAGUGCAGCCUGUAAAAGAGAGCAAGUCGUUUGCUGAACCUGCUGCUGAGAAUAAGGGGGACGUUGUUGCCAGUUUUGAAGAACCAGCCAAGGAGCAACCCUCUCAAUUGAGCGUGUACGAACCUACAGCCUUCCUUCGAAAGUAUCCUGUUUCGCUUGUCAAUGUGGAGAACUUGACAGAAGUUCCUUAUGAUAAAAAGAGCGAUGUUAUCAGAGCUCUCACCUCAGAGAUAGUCAACGUCUUCAAAGAGGUGGCGAGCCUUAACCAACUUUUCCGGGACCAGAUCUCCGAUUUCAGUGUUUCGCAGUCCGCAGGCAAUGUCAUUGAAGAGCCUGCCAAACUCGCGGAUUUUGCUGCGGCAGUCUCUGCUGGUGAGGUGGAUGAGCUCCAAGACGUACUUCAGACUAUGAAUGUGGAGGAACGAUUGCACAAGGCUUUGGUCGUCCUCAAGAAGGAAUUAAUGAACGCGAAACUGCAAUCCAAGAUCUCAAAGGAUGUUGAAAGCAAGAUCCAAAAACGGCAACGUGAGUACUGGCUCAUGGAGCAAAUGAAGGGUAUUCGACGAGAAUUGGGCAUUGAAUCUGACGGCAAAGACAAACUGGUGGAAAAGUUCAAAGAGAAGGCUCAAAAACUGGCCAUGCCGGAGGCUGUCAAGAAAGUUUUCGAAGAAGAAUUGAAUAAACUGGCCCAUCUUGAACCUGCCGCAUCAGAGUUCAAUGUGACAAGGAACUACCUGGACUGGCUGACACAGGUACCUUGGGGCCAGAGAAGCGCCGAGAACUUUGGCAUUAAGAAUGCCAUGAAGGUGCUCGACGAGGAUCACUAUGGUUUGAAAGAUGUCAAAGACCGAAUACUGGAAUUCAUUGCUGUUGGCAAGCUGCGUGGGACUGUUGAAGGCAAGAUCCUGUGCUUUGUUGGCCCACCUGGUGUGGGAAAGACAUCUAUCGGCAAGUCGAUUGCACGCGCUUUGAACCGACAGUAUUACCGUUUCAGUGUCGGAGGCUUGACGGAUGUUGCCGAGAUCAAGGGCCAUCGUCGGACCUACGUUGGUGCCUUGCCAGGUAGAAUCAUCCAAGCGUUGAAGAAGUGCCAAACUGAGAAUCCUCUCAUUCUUAUCGACGAAGUGGACAAGAUUGGCCGUGGCCACCAAGGAGAUCCCGCGUCCGCUCUGCUCGAGUUACUCGACCCCGAGCAGAACUCCAGCUUCCUGGACCACUACAUGGAUGUCCCCGUCGAUUUGUCCAAAGUGCUCUUCGUCUGCACGGCGAACAUGACUGAUACUAUCCCCCGACCCUUGCUUGAUCGCAUGGAAAUGAUUGAACUGAGUGGUUAUGUUGCGGACGAGAAGAAGGCCAUUGCAGAUCGAUACCUCGCCCCACAGGCAAAGGAGCUUUCCGGUCUGAAAGACGCCGACGUCAACUUGGAUGAAUCAGCCAUCGAAGAACUUAUCAACAAAUACUGCCGCGAAUCUGGUGUGCGAAACCUCAAAAAACAGAUUGAAAAAGUGUUCCGCAAGUCCGCUCUAAAGAUUAUCCAGGAUCUGGGUGAGGAAGCCCUACCCGAGUCAGAGGCCCUGACCGAUGAAGGAAAAGCGGCGUUGGAAGAGAGCAAAAAGGAUGAGUCCGAUGUCAAGGAUACCCCAGAGAACAUCGACAAAGAGACCACAGAAAAGCCUCGAGUCGCACUGAAACUGCCAGAUUCCGUGCAUGUCACCAUCACGAAGGAUAACCUCAAAGACUAUGUCGGCCCUCCUGUCUUCACAUCUGACCGUCUCUAUGAGACCACGCCGCCCGGUGUCGCCAUGGGGCUUGCCUGGACGAGCAUGGGAGGGGCAGCUCUUUAUGUCGAGUCCAUCCUGGAGUCUGCACUGUCACGCUCCAGCAGACCGGGCUUUGAGCGGACGGGCAAUCUGAAAGCCGUUAUGAAGGAGUCAACGUCAAUUGCGUAUUCAUUUGCCAAGCACGUCAUGGCUACUCGCUUCCCCGAGAACCGCUUCUUUGACCAUGCGAAAAUCCACCUGCAUUGUCCCGAAGGUGCUGUUCAGAAGGACGGGCCAUCGGCCGGUAUCACUAUGGCAACAUCCCUGCUGAGUUUAGCCAUGAAUAAGCAGGUUAAUCCUUCGCUGGCUAUGACUGGCGAACUGACCGUGACGGGUAAAGUCCUCAGGAUAGGCGGGUUGAGAGAGAAAACAGUUGCAGCUAGGAGAGCAGGGUGCUCGAAAAUUCUCUUCCCUAAGGAUAAUUGGGGUGAUUGGUGCGAGCUGCCCGAUAACAUCAAAGAAGGCAUCGAAGGCCAUGCUGUCGACUGGUACGAUGAAGUGUUUGACAUUGUCUUCCCCAAUGUUAACGCAGACGAAAUCAACGGCUUAUGGAAGGAGGCUUUGAAGAAGUCGAAAGAGGACAAGGACAAGGACCGGGAUCACGACGACGACGAUGACUGAAGACGGGGCCUUUGGUCAAUUCAUCUGCAACAUUUUGUGAAAGUCCAUGUCGACACAUAUUAGCCGCACCUGCUCUCCAACUCGCGAUGCUCAACAGCAGGCAUGGCAAGACCCGCAGCAUGCGACAGAGGCUCGUCCGAUGAGCGAGGACUCGGGUCAUUUGUCGCCCAUUUUGACGACGAAGAACCGCGAGCAUCUAUGGGUGGAUUUUCGGCGCUGGUGCAUCUAUGGAGAGUGGUCGCGGAUGACUGAUAUUGAAUGGAUUUGCCGGCAACGGACAGGGGAGUCCGUUGUGGCGCAUAGAGCAUAGAUGUUGCGGAACCGAAAACGGCGAAAAGCCGAACACUGCAAUCUCCGCUCUGGCUUUUUUGGUGUAGGAUAUAUGAAAGAAUAAAGAAAUGGAACACGACAGGAUUUGUUCAGGAAGCGCCCAUUGCGCAUGUUCGGUAAUUGAAAAGGCAUAAUCCAUCAGAGAUUGGUCGUGUUACCUUGUAUGUGCUCGUUCCGUCGUCAAUCCCCAUGUAAUCAAUAUCGUUGAAGCCGCAUCGAACUGUUCAUGGCCGCUUCGGCGGUGUUCUCUUUACCCAUCAGCCUCCCCAUCUUGGAUUUCAACAUGAGACCCCUCUUCCUCCACUGACGAAGAGUACGGACCCAGGGCGUCCUCAGAUCCCCUAAUGCUGGCAUAUCUGUAACUCCUCAGGACAGAGAGUUCGUAUGCGUCAAG